Malaya genurostris is the source of this 1883-nucleotide messenger RNA. RefSeq lists its product as uncharacterized. The coding region runs from base 679 to 1866 and encodes 395 amino acids. Gene Ontology annotation, cellular component: membrane. NCBI's taxonomy places the organism in Eukaryota, Metazoa, Arthropoda, Insecta, Diptera, Culicidae. The record is from RefSeq and is a predicted model, not a curated record. The transcript has 2 exons.
GAUCGGAUGCGCUCGGAAUGUUCGGCGCGGUCGUGCGUUUAUCUCAGACGGUUUAUCUUCUUCUCGUUGACUCACCACAAGUCAGACGGUGUUUUUUAAGCCCAAAGUGCUUCUUGAGUUGUUAUUGUUUGGGUUGUCGAAGUGCAUCGCUCCAUCUGUGCCUCGUCCAUCAUCGGUAUCCGUCCUCCGACAGCGGUGAAUGUGAUGGGUAGCGUCGCGACGUUCCCGCAGCAGCACAUGGCUGGCCGGUCCCUUUUUAGUAGUUAGUAACUUGAACUCUAGUCGCCGUAAGCAGACAUUUCGUCACUAGACUCGUUUAACAUGCCCAGACUGCACGUCGUUUUUGGAAAAAAAAGAAAAGAAAUCAUAACCAGUAAAGUCGAAUGAUUUUUUCUGCCAAAACCGAAUUACUUGACAAACAAUUAGUAAAGCAGUGAAGUGAGGAGUGUGAGAAGUGGCUCGUCGUAACGAUUUUACAAUUUGUUUUGGUUAUUCUGAUAGUUGCGGGCUGAUUCCCGGGCGUGCGCGGAACAAAAACCAUUGCGACGAGCAGCAAAUGCGAGUGCCAUUGAAUUUCGUAAGCGUAAAUUCAAACUUUUAGGCCGAUUUGCACUUCCUUGUAGGAGGACCAUUGUCUCGUCUGGCUGGGCGAGCAGAGCUUGUUUGUGCCAUUCAGCAAUGGCUGGAGAGGAUUAUGCCAUCGUGGAGGAACGUGCCGGUGUCGGCUCCCCGAUUGGCGAACUAGCCGACGUCUACCAGGUUCAAAGCAAUGCAGUCGACCGAGUGGGAGAAGAAUUCAGCUUCAACGAUCGGUUGCUGGAACACUGGCCGGAAGGAUUGGCUCUGUAUAUUUACAUUGGUUUCGUGGUGGGCGGAGGAAUUUUGCUCAACUUGAUACUAAUGAAAGGAAUUCUGCAGGCUAAAUAUAGUGGUGCCCUAUACUUCGUGCUCCAGAUCGCUAUAUUGGACAUCUGUAGUCUCCUAUUAAGCAUAUGGGAACUGUUCUACGUAAUCCAUCAGCAAUGGUUGUUCGAGCCUGAACAUUGCACGUUCUACAUCGGAUUUGAAUCUUUCACCAACAUAGCAAUAGUGUAUUUCAUCGUUGGGCUCAACUUUCACUCGAUAUCAACGUACAAUCUUGCUCAACAAAUGUCAACCAGCGAUGAGACUCUGUCGUAUCCAGGUCAAGACAGUGAGAGCCAUUCGGACUACAUGAUCACUGAAGAGAACAAUUACGAAGUCGCUACGGAGAACAUCGUUCAAAAACGAUCGCUUACUAUCGAUUACCGCCAUCGGAAGACCAACGUAUCCGUAUUGUGGCCCGUUUUGUUGAUCUGGUUUAUUGCAAUGUCCGAAUCACUACCGUUGUUUUUGUUUUCGGAUGUCAUCUCAUCCGACGAAGAUGUCAAGUUUUGUACGGUUAUCAUAAAUGAUCGCACGAAUCAUUACAUCAUUCAGUGGCUGGUGAUUUUGAUACGUAUCGCAGUUCCAACGUUAACACUAGCCGUUACGAUUGUUCUGGUCGUGUUUAAAUUCCACCAGGGACGAAGGUUUUUGCAACCCACAGAAAUUGACGAGAAUGUGGCGUUCAUACUGAAGGUGGCGAUCUUUCUGUCACUAUCCUACGUAGUCUUCUCCAUGCAGAGGCUGUAUGGAUCGCUGCUGUACGAAGUGCUCGCCAAACCAAUACUCAGGCACAAAUAUCCUGCGUUCGACAAACGCUCAGGACUGAUUUUCACUUUUCUACAUUACUUUCUGUCGUUUUUGCGACCAUUAGUUAUAAUAAUACUGUGUAAGUUGAAGCAUAACCAAGUAGAUAUUAACUUUUUGUACAAGGGAAAACAGAAAAUUACCGACUUAUCAUAAGCUGUAAUAAAUCGAAA